AUGAGCAAGAAAUCACUAAAGAAGCAAGAAGCUAAAUCUAAAAAUGAAGAUUCUGAGGGAGAAGAUGAAGAGGAUUUGCAUGCGGCGAUUAGGGAAAUGUUCAGGACUUCCGAUAUAGAUGUAAGACCAAGCAUGAGUAGUCGUUACUCCGAGGAACCCGAAGAGGAGAAACCAAAAAAUCUAACUGAACAAGGAUCACAAACGGAUGGCAGUAGUCUUAAAAAGCCUAAGACCUCAAAGCCGGAGAAUAAAAAAUUGGAAAGCGAAGACAGUUGGGCAGCAAUUUUCAUCAAAAGGUUUAGCUGGACAAAAACGCCCAAAACUGAAGCAGUGCCACCUGAAGGUAAUCAAACUCAGCCUGCUACUAAUGUAUCAGUAAGGAAAGGUACAGAAAACAGAAGCAAUUUUAGUAAAGGUGAAACACAAGGAGCCAAAUCCUCUACAGAAACCUCAAACGAAAGUCUACUGCGAACAGAUUAUUAUCACUUAUCUUUGGGAAAAUCAGAAGAAAGUAAAUCCCUAAAAAAUAAGUUAAAUGAUGAAGGGUCAGGGGAAGAAUCGUCAGAGUUCCUUGAAAAAUUACGAAAAAUUGAGGAGGCCUCCAAGCCCAAGACUUGGAAGAGACCUCAACCAAUAGUCAUAAAACCCAAUACGAAUUCUCCUACCACUAAAACGAAUAAGGAUGCAGUGGAGGCCAGACCACAGAAAGAUGCCGACGAGAAGCAUAGGUAUAUUAAUAUUUUAAAGGUUCCUUUUCAACGUGACUUAAAUUAUGCUGCAGAGAAUGAACCAAAUGUUCAGACGACAGUCAAUCAGCAACCUACAGAAAAGGAUACUCAGCCAGAAUCAAGAAAUCAGAAAUCAGAAUCAGAAACAAUUGCUGAGGAAAGUUCGGGAUCUCUGACUGAAAAUCCCGCCGAAAAACGAGAGGAAAAGCCUGCGGUAAAUGCUGAAAAAGGGAACGCAGAUAAUGCUGAUUCACAACGAACAUUCACAAUCACAGGACACUCGCAUAUCACCGCGAAAUGGGGAAAACACUGUCAUUUCAGGGAAAAAGACACCGGAGUCGAUAAGAAAGCUAGAAGGAUACUAAUAAUCGCCUGCAUUCUGUGUUCCACAUUCAUGAUCAUCGAAAUUGUCGGUGGCAUUGUAUCAAACAGCCUGGCCAUUGCCACAGAUGCGGCACAUUUGCUAACCGACUUGGCCUCAUUUCUCAUCUCAUUAUUUGCCUUGUAUCUGGCUGGAAGACCUUCGUCGGAGCGUCUUAACUUUGGAUGGUAUCGGGCCGAGGUCAUUGGAGCCAUGAUAUCCGUAUUUUUUAUCUGGGCAUCCUUGUGUAUUUGGCCAUUGUACGUUGGGUUAACCAAGAUUUCGAACUGGAUGCCAAGAUAAUGCUGAUCACCUCGGCGCUGGCUAUACUUUUUAACUUAAUAAUGGGUUGUCAAUUGCAUCAAGGUCACUCGCACUUUCCGCUGGAAAAGCUUAAGAGGUCAA
Molecule: messenger RNA, 1494 nt
Organism: Drosophila eugracilis
Lineage: Eukaryota; Metazoa; Arthropoda; Insecta; Diptera; Drosophilidae
Gene: ZnT33D
Exons: 3
Coding region: 1-1392 (463 amino acids)
Biological process (GO): zinc ion transmembrane transport; response to zinc ion
Cellular component (GO): plasma membrane
Molecular function (GO): zinc ion transmembrane transporter activity
Source: RefSeq, a predicted model, not a curated record